Oncorhynchus gorbuscha (pink salmon) is the source of this 9410-nucleotide messenger RNA. RefSeq names its product E3 ubiquitin-protein ligase UBR5-like. NCBI's taxonomy places the organism in Eukaryota, Metazoa, Chordata, Actinopteri, Salmoniformes, Salmonidae. Bases 163 to 8913 code for a protein of 2916 amino acids. Gene Ontology annotation, molecular function: zinc ion binding; ubiquitin-protein transferase activity; ubiquitin binding. Gene Ontology annotation, cellular component: nucleus. Gene Ontology annotation, biological process: protein polyubiquitination; regulation of double-strand break repair; DNA damage response. The record is from RefSeq and is a predicted model, not a curated record. The transcript is spliced from 57 exons.
AAAAAGCUUGGUAGAGUUAAGAUGGCGGCAUGUGGGUGAGGAGGCUGUAGUUCUAAGCUCGGGAUUUUUUGUCAUAAAAUAUUUAUAUGAAUCCUUACAUAUACAGAUAUCGAGAAAAUAACAUUUCCCAGACACAUUUGUGUGUUCAUUUGGAUUGGAUCCAUGACAUCCAUACACUUUGUGGUUCACCCGUUGCCCGGGACUGAGGACCAGCUCAAUGACAGACUUCGUGAAGUGUCGGAGAAACUCAACAAAUACAACUUUAACAGUCAUCCACACCUCAACCUGCUGGAGCAGGCCUCCUUAAAACAAUGUGUAGUUGGCCCAAACCAUGCUGGCUUUCUGCUUGAGGAUGGACGUGUGUGUCGGAUCAGCUUUGCUGUCCAGCCUGAUCGUCUGGAGCUGACCAAACCAGAUGGCAACGAUGGUUCAAAGUUGAGUGGCAGUGGUUCAGGGACAGGAAGGAGCUCCAGGCCAGGCAGGACUAGUGAUCCUCCCUGGUUCCUGUCUGGCUCUGACACACUGGGCAGACUGGCAGGCAACACCCUUGGGAGUCGCUGGAGCUCCGGGGUGAACGGUGGAUCAGGAGGAGGAGGUGGAGGAGGAGGAGGUGGUGGUGUCGGCGGUGGCAGCAGCAGCAGUGUAGGAGGUGCAGGGGGAGGAGGUGUAGGAGGAGCUGUCAGUGGAGGUGGUGGUGGUGGUGGUGGAGGCUCCUCUGGGAGGUCAUCUACAGCUGCCAGGGACUCGAGACGUCAGACCAGGGUGAUCCGCACAGGGAGGGACCGGGGCUCUGGUCUCCUGGGCAGCCAGCCCCAGCCUGUCAUUCCUGCCUCGGUCAUCCCAGAGGAACUCAUCUCCCAGGCUCAGGUGGUCCUCCAGGGGAAGUCUAGGAGUGUGAUCAUCCGGGAGCUCCAGAGGACCAACCUGGAUGUCAACCUGGCUGUCAACAACUUACUGAGCAGAGACGAUGAGGACGGUGACGAUGGCGAUGACACAGCCAGCGAGUCCUACCUCCCUGGAGAGGACCUGAUGUCCUUGCUGGAUGCUGACAUCCACUCAGCCCACCCCAGUGUCAUCAUCGAUGCUGACGCCAUGUUCUCUGAGGACAUCAGCUACUUUGGCUACCCAUCCUUCAGACGCUCCUCCCUGUCCCGCCUGGGUUCCUCGCGAGUUCUCCUUCUUCCCUUAGAGCGUGACUCAGAGCUGUUGCGUGAGCGCGAGUCUGUGUUGAGGUUGCGGGAGCGAAGGUGGCUGGAUGGGGCCUCGUUUGACACGGAGAGGGGCUCCACCAGCCGCGAGGGGGAGCCCAGCCUGGACAAGAAGAACAUCCCCGUCCAGAGCCCUGUCUCUCUGGGCGAGGAGCUGCAGUGGUGGCCUGACAAGGAUGGUGUGAAGUUUGUGAGCAUCGGGUCCUUGUUCUCUGAGCUGGUGGCAGUGAGCUCUAAGGGGGAACUCUACCAGUGGAAGUGGAGUGAACCAGAACCAUACAGAAACACACAGAACCCUUCUAUCCGCCACCCCCGGGUGUCCUUCUUGGGCCUGACCAAUGAGAAGAUCACCCUGCUGUCUGCUAACAGCAUCAGAGCCACCGUGGCCACGGAGACCAACAAGGUGGCGACCUGGAUGGAUGACACCCUGAGCAGCGUGGCAUCCAAGCUGGAACACAGUGCCCAGGCCUACCCUGAGCUGCAGGGGGAGCGCAUCGUGUCUCUGCACUGCUGUGCCCUCUACACCUGCGCCCAGCUGGAGAGCAGCCUGUACUGGUGGGGUGUUGUGCCUUUUAGUCAACGGAAAAAGAUGCUUGAAAAGGCUAGAGCCAAGAACAAGAAGCCAAAGUCCAGUGCCGGCAUCUCCUCAAUACCCAACAUCACCGUGGGAACGCAGGUGUUUGUGUCCUCUCUCCAGGUGUGCCUGAGGAAUAACCCCCUCUACCAUGCCGGUGCCGUUGCCUUUUCUGUCAACGCUGGGAUCCCCAAGGUGGGACUGCUCCUCGAGUCUGUCUGGAACAUGAACGACAGCUGCAGGUUCCAGCUGCGAUCACCAGAGAGCCUCAAGAACAUGGACAAGACCACCAAGACACAGGAGAUCAAAACGGAGAGCAAGCCGGAGUUGGUAAAGACUGAGAUGGGGCCCCCUCCUUCCCCGGCCUCCACCUGCAGUGACACCUCCUCCAUCGCUAGCAGUGCCUCGCUGCCCUACAAACGAAGACGCUCGACCCCGGCUCCCAAAGAGGAGGAGAAGGUGAACGAGGAGCAGUGGCCUCUUCGGGAAGUGGUGUUUGUGGAGGAUGUUAAAAAUGUCCCUGUGGGAAAGGUGCUGAAAGUGGACGGUGCGUAUGUAGCUGUGAAGUUUCCAGGGACGUCAAGCAGCGUGAGCACACAGCCGAGUCAGACUAGUGCUCCAGCUCCCAUCACUGACUCGGACCCCUCCUCACUGUUGCAGGACUGUAGGCUGCUCAGAAUAGAUGAGUUACAGGUGGUAAAAACUGGUGGAACUCCUAAAGUUCCAGAUUGCUUCCAGCGUACACCUAAAAAACUCUGCAUCCCAGAGAAGGCUGAGAUUCUGGCUGUGAAUGUUGACUCCAAAGGAGUCCACGCAGUGCUGAAGACUGGUAACUGGGUGAGGUACUGUAUCUUUGACCUGGCCACAGGCAAAGCAGAGCAGGAGAAUAACUUCCCCACCAGUAACCUGGCCUUCCUGGGGCAGAGUGAACGCAAUGUAGCAAUCUUCACCGCAGGACAGGACUCCCCAGUCAUCCUUCGGGAUGGAAAUGGCACAAUUUACCCAAUGGCCAAAGACUGUAUGGGCGGGAUCCGAGACCCUGAGUGGCUGGACCUGCCGCCCAUCGCCAGCCUGGGCAUGGGGGUGCACUCCCUGGCCAACCUCCCCACCAACUCAACCAUCAAGAAGAAAGCUGCUAUUAUCAUAUUGGCUGUGGAGAAGCAGACAUUGAUGCAGCACGUGCUGCGUUGUGACUUUGAGUCCUGUCGUCAGUACCUGGUCAACCUGGAGCAGGCUGUUCUCCUGGAGCAGAGUCCCCACGUUCUCCACUCCUUUCUGGGCCACCGCUGCGACGGCAACCGCAACAUCCUCCAUGCCUGUGUCUCAGUCUGCUUCCCCGUCAGCAACAAGGAGACCAAGGAGGAGGAAGAAGCUGAACGGUCUGAGAGGAAUACGUUUGCAGAGAGACUGUCAGCAGUGGAGGCCAUCGCCAAUGCAAUCUCUGUGGUGUCUAGCAACAGCUCUGGGAACAGGACGGGCUCUUCUAGCAGCAGAGGGCUGCGUCUGAGGGAGAUGAUGAGGCGCUCUCUGAGAGCAGCGGGGCUUGGUCGUCACGAGUCCGGCCCCUCCUCCAGCGACCACCAGGACCCGGUGUCCCCACCCAUCGCCCCUCCCAGCUGGGUGCCUGACCCCCCUCCCAUGGACCCAGACGGUGACAUAGACUUCAUCCUGGCCCCUGCAGUGGGAUCUCUCACCACAGCCUCAACAGGGACCAGCCAGGGCCCCAGCACAUCCACUAUACCAGGCCCCUCUGAGUCUUCGGUGGUGGAGUCUAAAGACCGCAAGGCCAACGCCCACCUCAUCCUCAAACUGAUGUGUGACAGCAUGGUUCUCAGGCCACACCUCCGCGAGCUGCUCUCUGCCAAGGAUGCCCGUGGAAUGACCCCGUUCAUGCUGGCAGUAAGCGGGAGAGCUUACCCAGCUGCCAUUACUGUUCUGGAGGCUGCGCAGAAAAUGGCCAAGGUGGGAGACCCCGGCAUGACUGAGAAGGUGGAUGCAGACUCUGUGUUCAUGGAGAUGAUUUGUCCCACGGGGACCAACCCUGACGACUCUCCUCUCUACGUCCUCUGCUGCAACGACACGUGCAGCUUCACCUGGACAGGCGCUGAACACAUCAACCAGGAUAUCUUUGAGUGCCGGACCUGCGGCCUGUUGGAGUCACUCUGCUGCUGCACUGAGUGCGCCAGGGUGUGUCACAAAGGACACGACUGCAAACUCAAGAGGACCUCUCCCACUGCUUACUGUGACUGCUGGGAGAAGUGUAAGUGUAAGACGCUGAUCGCUGGACAGAAAGCUGCUCGCCUGGACCUACUGUACAGACUGCUCACCACCACUAACCUGGUCACCAGUCCAAACAGCCGGGGGGAGCAUAUCCUUCUGUUCCUGGUGCAGACUGUUGCUAGGCAGAGUGUGGAGCACUGCCAGUACCGGCCCCCUCGCAUCAGAGAGGACAGGAACCGCAAGGCUGCCAAUGCUGAAGACUCUGACAUGCCGGACCAUGACCUGGAACCUCCACGCUUCGCCCAGCUGGCCCUGGAGAGGGUGCUGCAGGACUGGAAUGCUCUCAAGUCCAUGAUAAUGUUUGGAUCCCAGGAGAAUAAAGACCCGCUGAGUGCCAGCAGCCGUAUCGCCCAUCUUCUUCCAGAGGAGCAGGUAUACCUGAACCAGCAGAGUGGCACCAUCCGCCUGGACUGCUUCACACACUGCCUCAUCGUCAAGUGUGCCCCUGACAUUACAUUUAUUGACACCCUACUGGGGACCUUGGUGAAGGAGCUGCAGAACAAGUACACUCCUGGCCGGAGAGAGGAGGCCAUCGUCGUCACCAGGAGGUUCCUGCGCUCUGUGGCCAGGGUGUUUGUUAUCCUCAGCGUCGAGAUGGCUUCAUCCAAAAAGAAAAAUAACUUCAUCCCCCAGCCCAUUGGGAAGUGCAGGCGUGUGUUCCAGGCCCUGCUGCCCUAUGCGGUGGAGGAGCUGUGCAACGUGGCGGAGUCCCUCAUCGUGCCUGUGAGGAUGGGCAUCGCCCGGCCCACCGCCCCCUUCACCCUGGCCAGCACCAGCAUCGACGCCGUGCAGGGCAGCGAGGAACUCUUCUCUGUGGAACCCUUGCCACCGAGACCCUCCCCAGACCAGUCCAGCAAUUCUAGUCAGACUGCAUCGUCCUACAUCAUCAGGAACCCCCAGCCUCGCCGCAGCAGCCAGUCCCAGCCGGUCAGAGGGAGAGAUGAGGAGCAGGAUGAUAUUGUGUCUGCUGAUGUUGAAGAGGUGGAGGUUGUCGAGGGCGUUGCCGGGGAGGAGGAUCACCAUGAAGACCCGGAGGAACAUGGAGAACAGGGAGAGGAGAACACUGAGGCAGAGGGACAGCAUGAUGAACAUGAUGAGGAUGGAAGUGACAUGGAGUUGGAUCUGCUGGCUGCCGCAGAGACUGAGAGCGACAGCGAGAGUAACCAUAGCAACCAGGACAAUGCCAGCGGGAGGAGGAGUGUUGUCACCGCAGCAACUGCUGGCUCUGAAGCAGGUGCCAGCAGUGUCCCUGCCUUCUUUUCAGAGGACGACUCCCAGUCCAACGACUCAAGCGACUCGGACAGCAGCAGCAGCCAGAGCGACGACGUGGACCAGGAGACCUUUCUAUUGGAUGAGCCCUUGGAGAGGACCACCACUGCCUCGCACGUCAACAGUGCUGCCCAGGCGCCACGAUCCAUGCAGUGGGCUGUACGAAACACCCCCAGCCAGAGAGCCACGGGCAGCGCCCCCUCCAGCUCCUCCACCCCCGCUGCAGCGAGCUCCACAGGUCUGAUCUACAUCGACCCGUCCAACCUGCGGCGCAGCAGUGCCAUCAGCACCAGUGCGGCCGCUGCGGCUGCAGCUCUGGAGGCCUCCAACUCGUCCAGCUACCUGACGUCAGCCUCCAGCUUAGCCCGGGCCUACAGCAUCGUCAUCAGACAGAUCUCUGACCUGAUGAGCCUCAUCCCCAAGUACAACCACCUGGUCUAUUCCCAGUACCCUGCUGCAGUCAAACUCACCUACCAGGACGCUGUCAACCUGCAGAACUUUGUUGAGGACAAGCUGAUCCCUACGUGGAACUGGAUGGUGUCCAUCAUGGACUCUACAGAGGCUCAGCUGCGUUACGGCUCGGCCCUGUCCUCAGCAGGCGACCCCGGACACCCAUCCCACCCCCUCCACGCCUCGCAGCACUCUGCCCGCAGGGAGCGCAUGACCGCCCGCGAGGAAGCCAGCCUCCGCACCUUGGAGGGACGGAGGUCUGGGCGUGCGGCAACUCUGCUGACAGUGCGUCAGGGGAUGAUGUCAGCACGGGGUGACUUCCUGAACUACGCCCUGUCUCUGAUGCGUUCCCAUAAUGACGAGCACUCUGACGUUCUGCCUGUGCUGGAUGUGUGUUCUCUCAAACAUGUGGCCUACGUCUUCCAGGCGCUCAUCUACUGGAUCAAAGCCAUGAACCAGCAGACAACUCUGGACACAACACAGAUGGACCGCAAGAGGAGCCGAGAGAUUCUGGAACUGGGACUGGACAAUGAAGAUUCUGAACAUGAGAAUGACGAGGACACCAAUCAAAGUUGUUUUCUGGUAUUGGAAGGCAGACAAGCCAGAAGAAAGGCAGUUAGGCAGAAACGAGGCAAAAAGAAGAGGGCAGCUCCCAAAGGCUCCACGCUCCAGGAUAAGGAGGAUGACCCGGUCCCUGCUGAGACUGGGCAGAACCACCCGUUCUUCCGGCGCUCUGACUCCAUGACCUUCCUGGGCUGUAUCCCCCCCAACCCCUUCGAGGUCCCCCUGGCUGAGGCCAUCCCCCUGGCAGACCAGCCUCACCUCUUGCAGCCCAAUGCAAGGAAGGAGGAUCUGUUUGGCCGUCCUAGUCAGGGCCUGUACUCGUCCUCAUACACAGCAAGCAAAGGCCUGGCCGAGUCCACCCUGGACCGCAGCUGCAUGGAGGUUAACAUGGGCUCCUCUCAGAUCCUACCCACCAAGAUGUCCUACUCAGCCAACCUGAAGAACGUGAUGAGUAUGGAGACUAGUCAGCGCGGCAGAGAGGACCAGACCAUGGACCAGGAGCUAAUGGCUCCAAAGCCAGGCCCCUCACCCCAUGACCUAGCUGCCCAGCUGAAGAGCAGCCUCCUGGCUGAAAUAGGCCUCACUGAGAGUGAUGGCCCCCCGCUCCCUUCCUUUAGACCCCACUGUAGUUUCAUGGGGAUGGUGAUCUCCCAUGACAUGCUGCUGGGCCGCUGGCGUCUGUCUCUGGAGCUGUUCGGGCGCGUCUUCAUGGAGGAUGUUGGAGCAGAGCCUGGAUCGAUACUGACCGAGCUGGGGGGUUUUGAGGUGAAGGAGUCGAAGUUCCGUCGGGAGAUGGAGAAACUCCGUAACCUCCAGUCCCGUGACCUGGCCCUGGAGGUGGACCGUGACCGUGACCAGCUGAUCCAGCAGACCAUGAGGCAGCUCAACACCCACUUUGGCCGGCGCUGCACCACCACACCCAUGGCUGUGCACCGCGUCAAGGUCACCUUCAAGGACGAGCCGGGCGAGGGUAGUGGCGUGGCCCGUAGCUUCUACACGGCCAUCGCCUUGGCCUUCCUGUCCAAUGACAAACUGCCCAACCUGGACUGUGUGCAGAGCGUCAGCAAGGGCAUGCAGGCCAGCAGUACGUGUCAUCACGAUUACAACUCAAGUAUGACAUUGAAUCUGAUGCAGCGGCUGAGGAACAGAGACCGGGAGAGGGAGCGGAGGAGUGGAGGGCUCCGAGCCGGCUCUAGGAGAGACCGAGACAGGGACUCGAGGAGACAGCUGUCCAUUGACACCCGGCCUUUCAGGCCAGCCUCUGAGGGGAACCCCAGUGACGAACCUGACCCACUACCUGCCCACAGACAGGCCCUGGGAGAGAGGCUGUACCCCCGCGUCCAUGCUAUGCAGCCGGCGUUUGCCAGUAAGAUCACAGGGAUGCUGCUGGAGCUCUCCCCAGCCCAGCUGCUGUUGCUCCUGGCCAGUGAGGACUCUCUCAGGGCCAGGGUGGAGGAGGCCAUGGAGCUGCUCAUUGCACAUGGAAGGGAAAAUGGCGCUGACAGUAUACUGGACCUGGGUCUCCUGGAGGCUCCUGAGAAAGCACAGCAGCAGGAGAACCGUAAGCGUCAUGGCUCCACCCGCAGUGUGGUGGACAUGGAGCUGGACGACCCUGAAGACGGAGAUGACAACGCUCCCCUGUUCUACCAGCCCGGGAAGAGAGGCUUCUACUCUCCCCGGCCCGGCAAGAACACGGAGGCCAGGCUCAACUGCUUCAGGAACAUCGGCAGAAUACUAGGGCUGUGUCUGCUGCAGAAUGAGCUCUGUCCAAUUACCUUGAACAGACAUGUCAUCAAGGUGCUGCUCGGCAGAAAGGUGAACUGGCAUGACUUUGCCUUCUUUGACCCGGUAAUGUACGAGAGCCUGCGACAGUUGAUCCGUCACUCUCAGGCUGGAGAGGCAGAGGCUGUGUUUGCAGCCAUGGACCUGGCCUUCGCCAUAGACCUGUGUAAGGAGGAAGGGGCUGGACAGGUGGAGCUGCUGUCAGGUGGGGUCAACAUGCCUGUGACUCCUCUCAACGUUUACGAAUACGUGAGAAAGUACGCCGAACACAGGAUGCUGGUGGUUGCCGAGCAACCUCUUCAUGCGAUGAGGAAGGGUCUGUUGGAUGUCCUUCCUAAGAAUGCCCUGGAGGACUUGACAGCUGAGGACUUCAGGCUGCUGGUCAACGGCUGUGGAGAGGUCAACGUGCAGAUGCUCAUCAGCUUCACUUCCUUCAAUGAUGAAUCUGGUACAAAGACCUUGGCCCGUAUUCACAAAGAAUCUCAGAGGGAAAAUGCUGAUAAGUUGUUGCAGUUCAAACGCUGGUUUUGGUCCAUCGUGGAGAAGAUGAGCAUGACUGAGAGGCAAGAUCUGGUGUACUUCUGGACCUCCAGUCCAUCUCUGCCAGCCAGUGAGGAAGGCUUCCAGCCCAUGCCCUCCAUCACCAUCAGGCCUCCGGAUGACCAGCACCUGCCCACGGCCAACACCUGCAUCUCGCGUCUCUACGUGCCACUCUACUCCUCCAAACAGAUUCUAAAACAGAAACUCUUACUAGCCAUUAAGACCAAGAACUUUGGUUUUGUGUAGAGGUUGACAAACAUGUUUACCUGUUGUGUAAUAUUUACCUAGUUACAUUUUUGUAGAUUUGUUUUGUCUAUACAAUUUUAUGGAAUUCGAAGAAAAUACAAGAAAUGCAGUCGCUCCCCUGGUGGUUAUUUUGUUUGUGUUGUGAACACAGACGGCUUGUUCUUAUUUUAUUUUAAUGUUUUUAGUUCUGAAGGUAAUAUACAUUCCUGCAUUGGCUUUGUAAAGUUGAAACCCUCUGCUCUAUUGGCUUAAACCUUUAGUUCCCAGGAAUUUGGCUCGACAGCAAACUGUGCCGAAGCUCAGCCAAAGAGGACAGCAGUAGAAGUAUUUAAAAAGUUGAAGUCUAAAAAAAAAACCCACUGUGAUUAUGAUUUUGUUCCUUGCCCUAAACAGAAUACUUACCAUCACUGACAGUUCGCUGCUGCCUUGAUGGAAAGUCAAUAUUUUUCUUGUAUACGGGGAGUAGGGAAUUUCAAAAUAAACUUGGAUGCAAAUGA